Molecule: messenger RNA, 2016 nt
Organism: Coprinopsis cinerea okayama7#130
Lineage: Eukaryota; Fungi; Basidiomycota; Agaricomycetes; Agaricales; Psathyrellaceae
Exons: 10
Coding region: 1-2016 (671 amino acids)
Source: RefSeq, a predicted model, not a curated record
AUGCCAACCCGGUGGCUAGCCUCUUAUUGGUCUACCAGACCCGCUGCUCGCGCCUCCAGAUCAUACGCAAAAGAAUGGCUGCACAGCGCGGCUACCUCCAUGGAGGAUCGUCUGGCGCUAGUAGCCGGGCUGACAUUGCUCGUAGCUGGGACAUCAUACGUUCUAAUGACUCUAUCCAGGUCGAAGCCGACGCUAAGAAAGGCUGGCGUUAACCAGGCCGUCACAAGGGAGACUGCUUCGCUUCACCAUAUGCAUCGAGUCUCCGCAAGAGCAGUGAUCUCCACCAUCGCGUGCUUAUCGCUUGCUCUCUUGUGCGUGUCCAUGCCCUACUUCUCUGCCACUGAAACGCCAAUGCGAACAUAUUUCACGCGCAACGGCGUUGAAUUCUUUACCACUGAUACCCUGGGUCCCGAAUUGCUCCUCCGGCAUGAACCCUUCUGGACCAUGGCGAGAUUGAGACGCCUUAUGCCACCCGACAAAACUCCAUUCCUCCUUGUGUUCCAACAACUUUCCUCGACCUUCAAAUCGCUUCUACAUAAAAUCGACGCUGAGCUCUGUCCCUUCAAUCUCGGACCGAUGCGGGUGAACACGCUGGCGGUGAUAUGGAAAGGAGAGGUUUGGUUGGGAGCGCUAGCUCUUUCUGGGGCAUUGGACUGGCUUAUUUGGAUGUUCCGUGUAUUUUCGCUCAAGCGACCUUCCCGCGAAAUUGAAGACGGAGAAAGAGAUAUUGAUGAUGGUGAUGCCGUCGAUGACAUUCGGGGCGAGGGUCUUGAGGACGAUCCAGACAUCUUUUCCAUCAACGGGGACCUCUCCCAGGCUAUGCAUUCUUUCUGGGUCGAUCACAACUUUCUCAAAUGGCUCGGAUGGCCCCUGGUUCCUGUCGUAUGGGUUUUUGGGUUUGCAAAAAUGCAUUCGAAUUCAACGGUCAGUCGGAUCACUGCCGUGUUUUGUGCAAGGCUUCCAUCGAUGGAAGAGUGCCUUGCCAAAUUGCUCCGUAUACACAAGGCGGAUAGCGUAUACAACGCUGGGUCCAGUACUGCUUCGCCGUUGGCGACACCUUCACUGUCUAUAGUGCCCGCUUCCCCCGAGCCAGGCGCCAUGGUCUUGUUGGACCCGCAGUCGACUGUAAUGGAGGAAUUACUCGAUUCACUGCGACAUAAGCUAGCCGAACAAGAACAGAUCAUUGAGCAGCAGCGGGAUAGAAUUGAGAGACACUACGGACUAUGCUGGAAGAUGCAUGAAGAAUAUUUGACUGAAAUUGCGACGCUGCGCUCAGAGAUCCGUGAAUGGAAGACCGGUCAAGCCUUCGACUCGAAACCGAACGGAAAAACACCACAGGAUGAUGCCCGGCUCCUCAAUGAAUCCGAAGACAAGGCACUCGUUGGACCUUUGUCUUCGAUGGAAAUUCCUCAUCCUGCCAGCGACAGCACAGUCUCGCCAUCCGUGACUGUGAUUUUCGACCCCAGCGAGAUGCCCAACGACACCAUGCUCUUCGACCUCUCUUUCGGUCCCAGGACAGCGUCGGUAGCGGAAUCUCUAAGCAGCAUAGACGACCCCUUUCAUUACCCUUGGCAACGAGGCUCGUCUCAAGCUUCAUUGGAUCUCAGUCAAUUAUCUGCCGAAUCUCCGUCCUCAGGUACGCCUUCUGAGUAUACCUUGAAAUGGAGGGGCAGGUCCGCGAGUUUGGGUCCAGAGAGAUCGCCUUCGCUGGGGAGUUAUCCCAACUCAUCGGAAUGGGUUGCUGGGCUCUGUGAAGACCUUUCGAUAGACUUCGCGCAACCUCCCAAGAAGGAUUCGCCUCGUCGUUUCGAGGUUCUUCCAGGUUCUGAGUCUUUCAUCGGCAACUCUAGCUAUAACUCAGGUCCUACGCCGUCGGGGCACAUCUCAAGGCGAUUUGGUGGUAUCUCCAUGGUCAAUCACAUUUCACCAGCCGAACCCGAAUUCAAAGCCAAUCAACUCGAACUCGAAACCGAUAAAGAAAACAAAACUCGCGUACUCGAAGAAAUUGUAUCAUAA